AAUGAUAAAUAGGGACUAAAAAAUAAUUAACGUUAAUAUCAAUGUGACAUUGCUUCAUUCAUUCCUCUAUUUCACACACGACUUUUAUCUUUAUCGCUUCCAACCUUCGCCACCGUUGGUAACACCAUUUCGCUUACCGCUCCGGCGAAUUUCUGAUUGGUGGGUAGGUUCGGCGAAAGAAAUAACGUUUCUUUGUGUCGUUCCUCUUCUCUCUUUCUUCGCACUUCAUUUUCGAGUUAAGUUUUGGUGCCCGGUUGAUUUAAUAAACAUGAACACCAUCCAAGUUGCUGCAAGCAUUCCUGCAAUAUAUGCCAGAAAAAAUUAUCAGCCACACCAUUUUCUUUCUACACGACUUGGAUUGUCAACGAAUGCCAACCCUCGGACCUUCCCAAUCUUAAGAGCAAAACAAUCAUCUGGAUUACAAUGUGUGCCUGUUUUGAAAUCUCGAAAAUCUCGCCAUGUUUGUUUAGCUGGUGGAAAAGGAAUGAUGGACAAUAAUGAGUCCCGACGAGAAUCUCUCGAUGAAGCUAUGAAAAGUUUUCAAGAAAAAAUUCGAAAAGGAGAAUACAGUGGGGGAAGUGGGUCCAAACCACCAGGUGGACGGGGUAGUGGUGGUGGCGGUGGCGGCGGCGGCAACUCUGAUGGAUCAGAGUCAGAUGAGACCCUUCAAAUCAUUUUUGCAACAAUUGGCUUUAUAUUUGUGUAUAUUUACGUCAUCAAUGGCGUGGAACUUACAAAGCUAGCCAGGGACUUCAUCAAGUAUCUGCUUGGUGGAACUCAGAGUGUUCGAUUAAAGCGGGCAUCAUACAAAUGGUCACGAUUUUAUAAGAAGAUUACUGGGCCAACGGAAGUUGAUGAGAAUGGGUCGGAAAAAGCUCCAACAAGAUGGAACAUCACUGGUUUAUACCAAGAUGUCGUUAGGAAUUACAUGAAACAAAAUUCAAAUGCCUAAAGAUUAGGAGCAGCUCUAGAUAUAGAUACCCGCAUUGGUGAACCUGAUGAAUAGGUGCAUUUGUAGUUUUGAUUACUUUUGGGAAAAGCUGUUUUAGUUUAAUAAUCUUUCAAAUUUUAUUUUAAAGAUGGUUAUGAAAAUUUAUUUCGAUAGGGCUA
Molecule: messenger RNA, 1110 nt
Organism: Trifolium pratense (red clover)
Lineage: Eukaryota; Viridiplantae; Streptophyta; Magnoliopsida; Fabales; Fabaceae
Exons: 4
Coding region: 269-952 (227 amino acids)
Cellular component (GO): chloroplast
Source: RefSeq, a predicted model, not a curated record